AUGGUCGCUCAUGGUGGUCUUGAGGAUGGAGGCGUAACGUUCUUGGAUCGGACGGUUUGCAAAGUCGAGCUGAGUUCUAUCACUGCAAUCCCAAGCUCUGGAGACCAAGUUGAAAAAAAGCGAAUUGCCCCCAAGGAUAGAAUGUUCAAGCGUAAGACGGGCUCGGCCAAACCUAUCAAACGUUGUUUUGGAGUCUGCUGGCUUGGGGCAAACAAUGAUAAGGAUUCCGCAGAAUCUAGCGGUCACGCCUUACUAGUAUUUAGAACAAAAGAAUCCGUCUGCAAUUGCAAGUCGAUCUUUAGUCAAUUCUUCCUCGAAUCCCAGAGCCUUGUCCUAGAUCACUGUCAAAGGCACACCUAA
Messenger RNA from Histoplasma mississippiense, 360 nucleotides. RefSeq lists its product with no specific name. NCBI's taxonomy places the organism in Eukaryota, Fungi, Ascomycota, Eurotiomycetes, Onygenales, Ajellomycetaceae. The record is from RefSeq and is a predicted model, not a curated record. The transcript has 5 exons. Bases 1 to 360 code for a protein of 119 amino acids.